AUGAGCACGAAUAUUCAUAACUUGAACAAGCCAAAAGGUAAAUUUUAUUAUUUAUUAUCAAAAUAGUGUUUUUUAUAGGUAUAUGUUGUCUUUUUUUCUUAUUUUAUAGGUUUUUUCUUUUUUUUAUUUUUUGUAACUUCACUUUUUGCUUUUAGAUGCCUUUGAGCAGCUUGAGGAAGAAGAAGGAACCCGUCAGGGAUUCUGCCAUAUAAGAAUUCAACAAAGAACUGGCAGAAAGUCGAUCACAACGGUUCAAGGUAUCGACCCAUCUUACGAUUUAAAGAAGAUUGUGCGGUACUUGAAGAAAGUAAGUUGAUUUCUUUUUUAUAUUAUGGAUUUAGGAAUACUCGUGUAACGGAACGAUCGUGGAACAUCCAGAGUAUGGAGAGGUUAUCCAAUUGACUGGAGAUCAGCGACAGAACAUCAAGGACUUCUUGUGCAAGGUGGGCAUCGUGAAAGAAGAAAACUGUAAGAUUCACGGUUUUUAA
This is a messenger RNA of Bursaphelenchus okinawaensis, 488 nucleotides long. NCBI's taxonomy places the organism in Eukaryota, Metazoa, Nematoda, Chromadorea, Rhabditida, Aphelenchoididae. The record is from the annotation of a GenBank genome assembly.